AUGACCCUCACCGCCCUUGACACCCCGUACAAGCUCACGCCGGAGCAGAAGGAGAGCUUCGAGCGCGACGGCUUCCUCCACCUCCCCGACGUCCUCAGCGCCGACCAGGUCAAGAGCCUCCAGCAGUGGAGCAAGGAGGUGCACGACUGGCCCUCGCGUCCCGGAGAGCACAUGCCCUACGACGAGGUCCGCGCCGACGGCACCACCGGUCUCUGCCGUACUGAGAGUGAGUCGAACCCCAUCUCCCCCCGGCUUCCCCCGUCCAUGCUGACCGAAGACUACGCCAACUACCACGACGGCUUCAACUCGCUCUUCCGCGGCGAGCGUCUUGUCGGCCUUCUCUCCGAGCUUAUGGGCGAGCGUGCCAUCCUGUUCAAGGAGAAGAUCAACUACAAGGAGCCAGGUGGCUCUGGCGGCUUCGACGCACACAUCGACUCAACGGCGUACAACCACGCUGGCGCCGUGCGCCACCAGACCUUCCUCAUGGCCGUCGACGACAUGACGCCCGAGAACGGAUGCCUCGAUGUUGUCCCCGGUUCGCACAAGGUGCAGGUCCCUAUUGCGGCGGACAAGUGUAUCGCGAAGGACUGGGAGGCGGCGCAGACCUGGGUUCCUGUGCCGAUGAAGGCGGGCGACCUCCUCGUUUUCGGCAGCUACCUCGCGCACCGCUCUGGUCCCAACAACUCGCCCCGCCCCCGCGCCGCCAUCUACGCAACUUACAACGGCGAGAGCGAGGGCGACAAGCACGACAGCUACUAUGCGCACCGCCGCCGUGUCUGGCCUCCGACGAAGGAGCGCGUCCCCGGCGUGGACUACAGCGAGGGCGCGAUGACCUACGCUUUCGGAUCGCCCAUGGCUGGCGGCAAGGAGAUGAUCGAGAACACUAUCCGGAGUCAGAACCAGAAGACUCAGAAGACCCGCGAGGAGACGGCCGACACGGUCCUGGGCGUCAUUGAAGCACAGGGAGACUCGGACUACAUCGGGGAGAGCAUCAGUCAGCUCGAGCACGCCCUUCAGGCAGCAGCACAGGCGCAGAACGAAGGCGCCGACGACGAGACCGUGGUCGCCGCGCUCCUGCACGACAUCGGGCAGUUCAUCCCGCACGAGAACGCAAAGGAGAUGAUGACCGAAGGAGGCUCAUUGGGUAAGAUGUCCCACGAGGCCGUCGGCGAGGAGUACCUCCGCAAGCUGGGAUUCCCGGCCAAGGUCUCGGAGCUCGUUGGCAGCCACGUCGUCGCGAAGCGAUACCUGACCGCCACGAGGCCCGAGUACCUCGCCGCGCUGAGCAAGGCGUCCCAGGGGAGCCUGCGGUUCCAGGGUGGGCCGUUCAACCCGCAGGAGGUGAAGGAGUUCGAGAACGACCCCCUGUUCAAGGAGAAGGUCCAGCUGCGUCUCUGGGACGAUCGGGCGAAGGAGGUGGAUGCCAAGGUUCCUGACCUGAGGAGCUAUCGCGACACCAUCAUCAAGGUGCUUGCUUGA
Messenger RNA from Trichosporon asahii var. asahii CBS 2479, 1479 nucleotides. RefSeq lists its product as uncharacterized. Bases 1 to 1479 code for a protein of 492 amino acids. NCBI's taxonomy places the organism in Eukaryota, Fungi, Basidiomycota, Tremellomycetes, Trichosporonales, Trichosporonaceae. The record is from RefSeq and is a predicted model, not a curated record. The transcript has 3 exons.